AUGAAGCGACACGGCAGCACGAAAAAGAAAGACCCUCCUCGAAAUUUCAUCACCCAAGAGCCUAGACACGCAGCUCGGAUAUCGCCAAAUAUAUACCCGCGGUUAGUCACUGAGCUGACGCGGGCAGAAGUGAAGCAGCUAACGGAGGUCCUACACCUAGACAACGCGCACGAUCAUGCCUCGCAGCAUGGACCCAACAUUCAAAAGAUGAUGGAAGCCCUGCCGAAGCGUCUGCGCAAGGAAUGGUCCUUCUCCAUGCGCUCAAUCCAGUCAAGGUGGCAGCCGAGCACGCUGUGCGAGGUGCAUCGCUCGCUGAAUUCGGACAUAAUUAACGACAUCUUGCGCCUGGUGCAAAAUGAGGUCACGGUGCACCUCCGCAAGUUCGAAGCAUUCCCUCAACUCGUCGGGCCCAUCGAGCAGGAGAUCCUGUCCAGACUCCGGGCCUUGAAAGGAAUGUGGACUAGACCUGGGUCUGGCUGGUCUGUGGCACCCAUGACAUGGGCAUACCAGAUCAACAACUGUGCGGCGUGCAUCUUGGCGCGCAUUGUGGGGGACAAAUACACGGUCCGCAGCCUGUUCGUGGUGCUGCAAAGCCGGACCCGUACUCGCAAGAAGCACCGUUUGCGCCGGUUGAUGCCCUUCAUCGAUGAGAGUCUGAAUCGCUUCGGCACUGAAUCUGACGGAUUGCACGGCACCGCCAAUCAACUGGCCAACACGCUCAAGCUCACCCGGAAACGCUGCAUUCGGGCCUGGCACGAGGAUCCCAAUCGCGAGCACAGAGGUCAACAGUACAAGAACGGGAAGUCGACUUCGAAGCACCACCACAACAGUCAUGCUCAGAAAGAUAUUCUCCUUCGACCGGGUUCAAGCUCCGUGGCAUCACCUCAAGCCAACCCCGUGCCAGUGAAGAAGGCUGGUCACUCCAGCCAAGCAACCAUCUCGUCGUCUUGUCAAAGUGGGAGUACCUCCAGGAACAUAUUCUGGGACAAACGGCCCCAACGAUCCACAGCCGCGGGCCCAGUUUCCAGAAACAUCAGCCGCCAAACUAUUCCAGAGCGGCCUGUAAACCCGGAGCCUCCAAGGACGAUCCCAAGCUCAGCUGUGCCCAACACACCAAAAGCCCCAUCACGAGCAAACACGCACAGCAAAUGGGGCCCCGACAUCAACGAGCAGAUUGACGAACUGAUCGAGUCGUACCAAACACUCGGAGUACAAGGCAAAUCCUCGUCAUCGCGGAGCAGGAACCCGUCGAUGCUCACGUCGGCGCAAGCCAGAGUGAGCGAGCAGUGCAGACGCACUAAGACCAGUACGAAGCGAUGCACAGUGUUCCCCGGUGCGCAGCAGCACCAGUCCACGGGCUCUGCGGAGGUUCCGCUAGUUUAUCAAUACUCUCCGUCUGAGUAUUCGGACAGCGACUGGACAGAUGCGCCGUGUGAGGAUGAGGGCUAUCAGCCGGCACGGCGACAGUGGGGUCCAUCGCCGGCUACGACGACUUGGAGUUUGGUGUGUGAUGAAGGGAAUGUUAUUUGA
Messenger RNA from Penicillium lagena, 1530 nucleotides. RefSeq lists its product as uncharacterized. The transcript has a single exon. The coding region runs from base 1 to 1530 and encodes 509 amino acids. The record is from RefSeq and is a predicted model, not a curated record. NCBI's taxonomy places the organism in Eukaryota, Fungi, Ascomycota, Eurotiomycetes, Eurotiales, Aspergillaceae.